AUGGCCUGGCUUGGGCGGACGGCGACGCUGCUGCUGCUAGUCGCGGUGCUUCUGGCCUCCGCUUCUUCCCCCACCGCGGCGGCGGCGGGGCAGGGGGAAACAGUGAUCAGGCUGAAGCACAGUGAUGAUGGUUAUUCCUACAAUCAUACUCUUGCUCAUAUUCUCGUCGAAUACGCAUCUGCAGUGUACACAUCUGACUUAACAUCACUUUUCUUAUGGACCUGUCCAAGGUGCAAAGGCCACACAAAGGGUUUUGAGGUGAUAGAGAUCAUAGUAGAUGUGGAGAACUGCUUACAGGCAUUUGUUGGAGUUGCGCCUGACCCUCGAUCCAUAAUCAUUGCAUUUAGAGGCACUCAACAGCACAGUGUCUCAAAUUGGAUCGAAGAUCUUUUCUGGAAGCAGCUUGAUGUGGCAUACCCAGGCAUGCCGGAUGCUAUGGUACAUCAUGGGUUUUAUACUGCAUAUUAUAAUACAACUAUGCGAUAUGAGAUCCUGAAGUCUAUUAAAUGGGCAAGAAAAACAUAUGGAAAUCUACCCAUAAAUGUUGUGGGACAUUCCAUGGGAGGGGCUUUAGCUUCGUUUUGUGCCCUUGAUCUAUCUGUUACAUUUGGAUCAAAGGAGGUUGAGCUCAUGACUUUUGGACAGCCUCGGAUAGGCAAUCCUGCUUUUGCUGUAUACUUUGGUGGACAGGUUUGGCUUCAUGAGAGCAUAGAUGGAAAUGUAAUUACCAGAAAUGAGACGCUAUGUGAUGAUUCUGGUGAGGACCCAACCUGUAGCAGGUCGGUCUAUGGGAUGAGCGUAGCGGAUCAUCUUGAGUACUACGGUGUCACACUACAUGCUGAUUCAAGGGGAACCUGUCAAUUUGUGAUUGGUGCAGCCAACUCAGUAUACAGCUACAUUCGUGAAGUUGAUGGAUCCAUCAUCUUGUCAAGAUAUCCAGAAGAACCAGAAACUCUAGAAUCUAUGUGA
Molecule: messenger RNA, 969 nt
Organism: Miscanthus lutarioriparius
Lineage: Eukaryota; Viridiplantae; Streptophyta; Magnoliopsida; Poales; Poaceae
Source: the annotation of a GenBank genome assembly